UUCUUUCUGUUUGUUUACUAAUCUAUAAUUCAGUUUAAUUAUUUUCUCUUUCUCUCUUCUUAAUUAAGCCUUGUGAUGAUUUACUAAUUGUUUGGUUUUCUCUUUUUUUUUGUGUCUCAAUUUGUAUUUGAAUUGUUCAAUUUUUGUAAUGUGAUUUAAUUAGUAAGGAAAGUGAAUAGAUAAAAUUUAUUUUCUUUUGUUGUUUUUUUUUUGUUGUUAAAAUUAUGAGAGAUCAUCAGAAACAAAUGAAAACUGUUAGUUCAACACCUUCAGUUGUUUCGUUGGUUGAAGAUGACCUCCAAUUAGAUAAUAAUUUUGAUCAUCAACAACCUCAACAUUAUCAAUUAAAUGGAAAUAAUCAUAUUUUAGAUGUAAAUGGUUCUAGUUUUAUUGUUAAUAAUGGAACCUUAAUUUCUGCUAUUAUCAGUGGUAGUUCAAAUGGUCUCUCGUAUAGUGUUCAAAGUGAUGGGGCUGCUGAUCAACGGAGGUCGGAAAAUGAUUAUCUUGGUUUAGGUGUUAAUUCUAAUACUGGUGGAGGUGGUGAUGCUCUUGCGAGUACUUCUGGUACGUUUAGAGGUGAUACUGGUGGUGGUGGUGGUGUUAUUGUUGGUGGUGGUGAUGAUGAUGAUGAUGAUACAAGUGAUGGAAUAAUUUUCCCUGGUGACCCUGGAUCUGCGGGCGAUAAUCAUCAAAUUAAUGAGGUUACUCGUAGAGAAAGAUUUCUUUUAAGUACAACAUCCUACUCUUCUGAAGCUCGUGAUUCAUUUAGAAGAGAAUUGAAAUAUUACUUCAUGAAUCCAAUUGACAAAUGGAGAAGUAAAAAAAAGUUCCCUUGGAAAUUGUUACUCCAAAUAACCAAACUUAUCAUUGUUACAAUACAAAUUUACACCUUUGGAACUGAAAUGUCUCGUUUUAAGACCCAUCAAGCAAACAUGGAGAUUACCUUGAGGGAAUUACUUUUAUCCGAUUGGGAUCCUGUUCGUGAGGUUAUGACCUAUCCACCGGCUGCUGGACCUUUUGCAUGUUACACUAAAAGUGAUCUUUUUCGUAAUAUCGAUUUUGCCAUUCGCUCUUUCGCUAAUAUAACAAACACUGGGGUUGGAUCAUUUUCUUAUGAUUCAUUGAAACCUGAACAAGUUUCACCAAUCUACUUGGAUAUUGUAAGAUUUGCCAAAGGAGAAGCUGAUCCAUAUAAUUUUUCCUACAAUUUCAACAAUGAGAAUCAAAUUGAUCGCCUUGUAAUUGACUCUCCAGAUCAUCCUGCUGGUGACAUUUAUUGGAGCACAUUUUCAAUUCAAACUUAUCUCUCCUCUAAAUCACCACCUUACUCAGUGAAUUUUGACAGUUUGAUUAAAAUUGAGAUUGCAACCUCACUGCGAACCAUUUACCUUAAUGCAUUGGACUCUUACAAUCGACCUGAAUGUUACGUGGUUGAUAUUUUGAUCAUUUUUGACAAUUCACUUCACGCUGGUCAGAUACUUAUGAGCUUAGAUGCCAAAAGUCACCAUAAACCCUGUUACGGUAAUCUUGAAGGUCGAACAGUUUCCUCACGAUCAGUAAUCGAAACGAUCACAAUACUUGUUAUCCUGUUAUCUUUUCUUUCAUCUCUUCUUUGUCUUCGUUCAAUGAUCAAAGGAAUUAUUUUACGACGUCGAACAAUUCACUUUUUCGAUCGACAUUACAGUAUUUCUCUUGGAUUUCGAGAUAAAUCAGAUUUCAUCGACUUGUGGAUUUACAUGAUUUUCGUUAACGAUAUUCUACUAAUCAUUGGAUCGAUAAUCAAACUUAUAGGUGGCCCAAUAGAUCACAGUCAAUCUCUAAACAGUAAUUAUUCAGUUCUUUUUGGAAUUGGAAUAUUAUUAACCUGGAUUGGUGUUCUUCGUUAUAUCAGCUUUUUCGAUAAAUUUAACGUGGUCAUUUUAACGGUGAAAAAAGCGUUUCCCGAUAUAAUUAAGUUCUUCCUCUGUGCCAUUCUACUUUAUGUUGGCUUUUGUCUCUGUGGUUGGAUUGUUCUUGGUCCUCAUCAUCUUAAAUUUCGUACACCCUCAGAAACCUCUGAGUGUUUAUUUUCCCUCCUUAAUGGUGACGAUAUGUAUGCAACCUUUGCCACCCUUGCAACCAAAGAUCCAGUUAUAUGGUGGUUCAGUCGGAUUUAUCUUUACUCAUUUAUAUCACUAUUCAUCUAUGUUGUCCUUAGUCUUUUCAUCUCAAUUAUCAUGGACGCUUGGGAUAUAAUUAAAAACUAUAAUCCUGAAGAUAUGACAGAAAUGCAUAGAUUCAUAGCUGAAUGUAAUGAUGAUGUUUGCGAUGAAAUCUUACAAGAGGAAUCAAAAAAAUCAAUCCUACGAAAAGUUAAAUCAUUUUUUAAAUUUAAUUCGGCGGACACUAAUCCACUAUUAUUCUGAUCUUCCAAAUCAACAAUAACAAUAUCCAUUCAUCAUCCCAAAUGACAAUUAUUUUUUUGACAGCAUAAAACACACACACACAUACAUACAUAUAUAUGAUUAGCGCAUCAUCUUAAUCAACAAACCACUUUGACCCAAUUAUUAUUAUUGUUAAUUCUGUCAUCAACAUUAUCAUUAUCAUCAUCAUAUCGUUUACAAAACACAACAAGUCACAACAAACUAAUCAAAUCACAUCUUCAUCUCUCCGUUGAUUAUCAAUUAACAAAUUAUAAAUAUUAUAUAUUGUCCUUCAGCUAAUAACCACAUGCUAUUGAUUUAAUCAACCCAACACAAUCAUCAUCAACAAUUUAACCAUAGCAAUAAUAUUUAUAUAUAAAUAUUGUAUAUGCAAAGAGGAUUAUCUUUAUAAAGCAAAAUACUAUAUAUUAUUAUUAAUUAGAUGAUCAAUUGAUACAAUUGAUAAAUUGUUGAAAAUGUUAUUAAAAAUGAAAUCAUCUAAAACAAAAUAUGAUACAAAUUGUUAUCAAAGGAAAACAAACCAAAGCAUAAUUGAUUGUAUUACUAACUAAAUUCAAUUAAAAGAAAAACCAAUUAACAAUA
This is a messenger RNA of Panonychus citri (citrus red mite), 3005 nucleotides long. Its product is annotated as mucolipin-3-like. Gene Ontology annotation, molecular function: NAADP-sensitive calcium-release channel activity. Gene Ontology annotation, cellular component: lysosomal membrane; plasma membrane. The transcript is spliced from 2 exons. Lineage: Eukaryota; Metazoa; Arthropoda; Arachnida; Trombidiformes; Tetranychidae. The record is from RefSeq and is a predicted model, not a curated record. The coding region runs from base 225 to 2405 and encodes 726 amino acids.